Messenger RNA from Necator americanus (New World hookworm), 1710 nucleotides. RefSeq lists its product as uncharacterized. The record is from RefSeq and is a predicted model, not a curated record. Bases 1 to 1710 code for a protein of 569 amino acids. The transcript has 4 exons. NCBI's taxonomy places the organism in Eukaryota, Metazoa, Nematoda, Chromadorea, Rhabditida, Ancylostomatidae.
AUGGACUUGAAAAUCCCCCGUCCAAGGAAGAGACAUCCAAGGACUGAAACACAGCGCAUCAAAUGGUGGAAUCUGAAGGAUCAAAAGGAGGCGGCAAUUCGUGAGAAGAAGUCCAAGUAUAAGCUCUGGUGGAGGACACGUCAGCCUGAAGAUCGGGAUGCUUACCUAGCGGCGAAGAGGGAGGCUAAGAAGGCAGUUUCCAAGGCGAAGUCGGACCGCUACAACGCUGUGUACGACAUGCUUGAUACCAGAGAAGGGGAGCGGGCAGUGUAUCGUUUGGUCAGAGCGCGACAUCGCUCAACGUUGGAUAUGGAACACACCAAGAUCGUUAAGGGAGCUGAUGGAGCCGUUCUGCGCCGCCCUGGUCAGAUCCUGGAGAGGUGGCGAGAGCACUACAACCACUUGUGUAACGAAGAGUUCUGUCAUCCUCCGAUCCCAACUGUUCCCAGCGUCGAGGGUCCUGUUCUACCAAUUACCGCCGUCGAAGUCAGUGCUGCCCUCGCAAAAAUGAAGUCGAACAAGGCAACCGGUCCUGAUGACAUACCUUCUGAUGUCUGGAAGCUGCCAGGAGAUCGAGGUUCCGCAACCCUAUUUAACAAGAUCGUUGCAGAAGGACGGACUCCAGACGUUUGGCAAACUUCCGUGACCGUGCCUGUCUGGAAAGGGAAAGGAGACAUUGCUGACUGCACUUCGUACAGGCCUACACGACUGCUGUGCCAUACGAUGAAGAUGCUAUCUGUCCGUAUCCUUCUGGAGAAACAUCGAGAGAAGAACCGCAGUGUGCAUCUUGCUUUUCUCUAUCUCGAGAAAGCUUUCGACCGUGUCCCACAUGAGCUGUUAUGGAUGUCCAUGAGGUCGCAUAGAGUACCAGAACAAUAUGUGCGGGGGACAAAGCUGCUUUAUGCGAAGAACGCCAGCGUUGUCCGAUGUGCUGCUGGAAUAAGCAGGCCAUUCCCUGUAGAAGUAGGGGUUCACCAGGGUUCAUCCCUCUCACCCCUACUGUUCAUACUGUGCAUGGACACAAUAACGAAGGAAAUCCAGAAGCAGCACCCGUGGACUCUACUCUUUGCCGAUGAUGUCAUGCUCGCGUCGGGGUCUCGAGGUGAUCUUCAGAAACAAGUACGGUCUUGGAAGGAUCGGCUGCAGAAAUAUGAAUUGCGCCUCAACACAUCAAAAACUGAGUACGUGGAGUGCGGACCAAGGAUAGAGGAUGGUUCAAUUCCUGUCGAUGGCACCGAAUUAAACAAGGUGAGCUGUUUCAAGUACCUUGGAUCCAAAGUGACUUCCACAGGCUACAUUGAUCAAGAAGGGGUACUGUGCGACGAGAAAGUCCCUGUUCGACUGAAGUCGAAGAUCUACAGGACGGUUGUGCGUCCUGUUGCCCUUUACGGAUGCGAGUGCUGGCCAACUACGAAAGCCUUGGAAAGAGUGCUGCACGCUAUGGAGAUGCGGAUGUUGAGGUGGACGAUAGGUGUAACGCUAAAAGAGAAAGUAUCCAACGACACUGUACGUUCCAUUUUCGGCGUCGUCCCGAUAACUGAGAAGAUGAAGGAGGCCCGACUGAGAUGGUUCGGUCACGUCUUGCAGCGAGAGGAAGAUUCUGUGGCCAAAACAGCACUGAAGCUCGACGUUUCAGGAGUGAAGCCCAAAGAUUCGCUGGUUAGACCGUGUGAAGCUGGAUAUGAUAGAUGCGCGUUUAUGUACGGCUGA